AUGGGCUCCAAAAAUCGUAGUUCAGCCCUAUCAAAUCACGGAUUAGGCCAGGGUUUGGAUUUUGUUAUAUCGGAGGCUAAGAAGUAUGGAGUUCGAUUAAUCUUGAGCUUUGUAAACAACUACAACGAUUUUGGAGGGAAAGCUCAAUAUGUUCAAUGGGCGCGAAAUGCAGGAGCUCAGAUAAAUGGAGACGAUGAUUUUUACACUAAUUAUAUUACUAAAGAUUAUUACAAGAAUCACAUUAAGAAAAUUGUUACAAGGUUCAAUACCAUUACUGGAAUGACUUACAAAGAUGAUUCAACUAUCAUGGCAUGGGAACUAAUGAAUGAGCCUCGCAACCAAGCUGAUUAUUCUGGAAAUACUCUUAACGCGUGGGUUCAAGAAAUGGCAAGUUUUGUGAAAUCAAUUGAUAACAAACACUUGCUAGAAAUAGGAAUGGAAGGAUUUUAUGGUGAUUCAGUGCCAGAAAGGAAGUCAGUUAAUCCUGGUUAUCAAGUUGGAACAGAUUUUAUUAGUAACCAUUUAAUCAAAGAGAUUGAUUUUGCCACUAUUCAUGCAUACACUGACCAAUGGUUAUCUGGUCAAAGUGAUGAUGCUCAAAUGAUAUUCAUGCAAAGAUGGAUGACAAGUCAUUGGCAAGACGCAAAAAACAUACUUAAAAAACCAUUGGUUCUAGCUGAAUUUGGCAAAUCAAGUAGAGAUCCAGGAUACAAUCAAAAUAUACGCGAUACAUUUAUGAGCACGAUAUACAGAAAUAUUUAUAGUUUAGCAAAAGAUGGAGGAACGAUGGGAGGAAGCUUAAUAUGGCAGCUCGUUGCACAAAGCAUGGAGAAUUAUGAGGAUGGUUAUUGUAUUGAAUUGGGAAAAAAUCCAUCGACUGCUGGAAUUAUUACAAGCCAAUCUCAUGCCAUAACAGCUUUGGCUCAUUUGGUUAAGAUUUAGGAGUUAUUUUAUAAGUAUACA
Messenger RNA from Solanum stenotomum, 963 nucleotides. RefSeq names its product mannan endo-1,4-beta-mannosidase 5-like. The record is from RefSeq and is a predicted model, not a curated record. The transcript is spliced from 5 exons. Gene Ontology annotation, molecular function: hydrolase activity, hydrolyzing O-glycosyl compounds. Lineage: Eukaryota; Viridiplantae; Streptophyta; Magnoliopsida; Solanales; Solanaceae. Bases 1 to 942 code for a protein of 313 amino acids.